AUGGCCGAAAGUACAGCGCCUGUUCCUGACCCUGAACCCACAUCCAUGUCCGAGCCCAUGCCCGAGGCUGUCUUUGAGCCUGCCCCUGAGCUUGCCCCUGAGCCUGAUCCCAUCCCCAAGCCUGUUCCUGACCCUGUCUUUGAGGCUGCCCCUCAGUCCGCAACUCAGUCUGAUCCCGAGCCUGACUCUUACCUUAACCUGGAAGAAAUGGAUAAGGCAGCUAAGGAGUCUACUAUCAAGCAACAUAAGGUUAAUAAUACUCUGGCUACUAGAGCUACUAAAGCUACUAAGCCUGCCUCUAAAAGAGCAGAAAUUACUACUAAAGCACCUGCUAUUCUCCCUAAACCUAUUAUUAUUGAAUACACUCAGCCUAAUACCAGUAAAAAGCAUUACACCAUCCCAGAGAACCUUCUUAGCAAAGCUGCCACCCUGCCUUACUCUUAG
Molecule: messenger RNA, 444 nt
Organism: Aspergillus lentulus
Lineage: Eukaryota; Fungi; Ascomycota; Eurotiomycetes; Eurotiales; Aspergillaceae
Source: RefSeq, a predicted model, not a curated record